Molecule: messenger RNA, 1074 nt
Organism: Symbiodinium sp. CCMP2592
Lineage: Eukaryota; Dinophyceae; Suessiales; Symbiodiniaceae
Source: the annotation of a GenBank genome assembly
AUGGGCAUUGUUGCUUCAGAUCUUCUUCGCUCAUGCUUGCUGCUUGGUCUCCGGCCCCUUCACAAGUUUACAGCAGCCGAUUCACCUCACUCGCUGUCAGCGGAAAAAUGGGCGCCCGUUGCUGUCAUUUACAGCCUGUCCAGCUUGAAACCCGUGGUUGCAGCAGGUCUGGAUGCGUUGACGCUGCAAACUGUUUGGAGAGUGGUGCUCCCCACAGUGGGAGCACUUUUCGGCGGUAUCGCCAUCUACGAGCCCCUCUGCCGAUGGCUCCAGGAUAUGCUUGACAUUGGGAAUACCGGCAGAGGACCCAUCUUGCAGCUUCUGGCAAUGGACCAGUCGCAGUUCAUGCAAAACUUCCUGACCGUCAAUGGUCUUUUGUUCACAAUUCUUUGUGGUAAUACCUACAAUUCGCUCUACAACCAGCAAGAGGUCUUGUUUCACGCGUUGUUCACGGAGGUUUCCGAGGCAAAGUCCCUCCUGGAGCAGGCCUGCCUGGUCUGCCAAGGGCGGCCGUUCUAUCCCAAAAUGCUGGACAGCAUCGGCGACUACGUUUCGACGGAUCUGCGCCGCCUUGAUGUUGAGCCUGCCGACCUUCUGGCCAACCGUCCCAUGGAUGACCCCCUGGAGUACAUCCUCUACGCAACCUCGGUCGGUGUGCCGUCCAUUAUCUACGACACCAUCCGGGACCUACGGCAGGCAAGAGGCCAGCGAUUGGGAGCGAUGCAGAGGAAGCUGCCUGCCAUCCAUUUCGUGCUCCUCUACGUCUUGGGCAUCCUUGAGCUGAUGGCAUUCCCUCUGUUGGGGGCAGGGACCUACUCUAUGUCCCCGGAUGAGAAGAUCUUGACCAUCCAGGCCUUGUUCUUUGGCGCCAUGUCGGGUGCCAUUGUCAUGACGCUCCAGGUCAUCUACGAGCUCUGGAAGCCUUUUGGUGGCGCCUACACCGUCGACACAGCCCUGGAGAAGAUGGUGCAGGGCCUCGAGGAGGAGCUUCGCGUGCGGAAGCGACUCUGGCAGCCCAUGAAUGGCGAGAUGUGGCCUCCCGGCGAACCUGAGCGAGCUCCGACUCAGGGCUGA